Messenger RNA from Anopheles maculipalpis, 2198 nucleotides. RefSeq names its product mitochondrial potassium channel ATP-binding subunit. The transcript has 4 exons. Gene Ontology annotation, molecular function: ATP hydrolysis activity; ATP binding; ABC-type oligopeptide transporter activity. Gene Ontology annotation, cellular component: membrane. The record is from RefSeq and is a predicted model, not a curated record. NCBI's taxonomy places the organism in Eukaryota, Metazoa, Arthropoda, Insecta, Diptera, Culicidae. Gene Ontology annotation, biological process: transmembrane transport. Bases 42 to 2198 code for a protein of 718 amino acids.
UUUCGAGCUACGUGGGAAGUGUUUGUGACGCGGCUUUGAGUAUGUUAAAGUUGCUACUUUCGCCUCAUCGACAAUGCUGCUGGCAGGGAUUGGCACGAUCUUCUCCAUACAGCACCGAUAGUAAACAUGUACUGGUACGUAAAACGAUCCAAUCGUUCGGUCCCGGUCGGACCGCAUUUCUACAACCUUUCCGGAAUACUUCCCUGCGUGCAGUACGUCCUUCACACACGGUUACGAAAACAAGCUCGCAAGUUGGUGGUCGGCUGAUAAAGGUACUUCUUGGUGGGACGGCUAUAAGCUUCACAUUAGGUUAUCAGUACCGGAAGUUGUUUGUGCACUGCGAAGCUUCCGUAAAUCGGUUGGCCGGUCAGCGGAAUCUACUAGACAAUGGAACUGUGCAGUUCGAUUGGUGGAAGUUUUGGCGCUACCUGAAGCAUCAUUUAGGGAAGCUGAUUGGUGCAGUUUUGGCUGCACUCGCCGUAGCAUAUUUCAACAUUCAAAUACCAAACCUGCUCGGUGUGAUCGUGAACAAGCUGGCCCGAUACGCUGGCAGCAGCCUGAGAGAUAUUAAUACGGCGAGUUUCUUCCGAGACAUGCGAGGCCCGGCCCUGCAGCUGUUUGGAAUGUAUCUGGCCCAGUCCGGCUUUACCUUCCUGUACAUUCUGCUCCUAAGCCAGAUCGGUGAGCAGAUGGCAGCUACGAUACGGCAAGAUUUGUUCAAGCAAAUCAUCAUACAAGACCUGGAGUUCUUCGAUCACAACCGAACAGGCGAACUGGUCAACCGGCUAACGGCGGAUGUGCAAGAUUUUAAGUCCAGCUUUAAGCAAUGCAUUUCGCAAGGAUUGCGCAGCUUUGCCCAGCUCGUCGGAGGAGGCAUUUCAUUGUUCUGGAUAUCGCCACAGCUGGCCAGCAUUGCGCUCGUAUCUGUCCCACUGGCCGUUGCAAUGUUUUCCCUGCUAGGCCGUUCUUUGCGCCAUUUAAGUAAAAAGGCACAGGUCCAAUCGGAACGGGCGACUUCGGUCAGUGAGGAAGCACUAUCCAACAUCCGCACCGUCCGGGCCAGUGCUAGCGAGUACAGUGAGGUAGAACUGUUCCGGGCGGAAACGGAAAAAUCGGCCGUGAUCUCUCAGCAGCUUGGUGCCGGAAUUGCCGUCUUUCAGGCGCUAAGCAAUCUGUGCCUUAACGGGAUGGUACUGACAACGCUCCUGCUUGGCGGUCACUUCAUGUCGGCAAAUUCCAUCAGUGCUGGUGAUUUGAUGGCAUUUCUGGUAGCCGCGCAAGGUGUACAACGAUCGCUCGCACAAGGUUCCAUACUGCUCGGAUCGGUAAUCCGUGGUAUGACGGCGGGCGCUCGUGUGUUUGAAUUUUUAAGCCUUGAACCACGGGUGGACUUGAAGCAUGGACUUAUAAUCCCGCAGGGCAAUUUGAAGGGAGAAAUCCGUUUCGAAGGAGUGCAGUUCGUGUAUCCAACGCGACCCAAUCAGCGUGUUCUGAAAGACUUUAAUCUUGUGCUACGGCCCGGUCAAACGGUGGCACUGGUUGGCGCUAGUGGAAGUGGAAAAUCUACCGUCGCCGCACUGCUCGAACGAUUCUACGAGCCAACGGCCGGUCGUAUUACGAUCGAUGGGUACGAGUUGGGCCAUCUAUCACCUAGUUGGCUUCGCGGGGAGCUUAUCGGUUUCAUCGAACAGCAGCCCGUCCUGUUCGGGACUACGAUUUACGAAAACAUUCGCUACGGACGACCGAACGCAACACGGGAAGAAGUGAUGGAGGCGGCCAAAAUGUCACAAUCACACGAGUUCGUUAGCCGGCUGCCGGAUGGCUACGAUACGAUGGUAGGUGAGCGGGGAAUACAGCUUAGCGGGGGCCAACGUCAACGGAUUGCAAUUGCACGCGCCCUGCUAAAGCAACCGCUGAUACUUAUCCUGGACGAAGCGACCAGCGCACUCGAUGCGGCCAGUGAAGCGGUCGUUCAGAGUGCGCUCGAUGCGGCUGUGCUGGAUCGAACGACGCUGGUCAUAGCGCACCGGUUGUCUACGAUCCGUAAUGCGGAUGUGAUUGUGGUGCUGGACCAGGGCCAGAUCGUUGAGGUGGGCACACAUGACAGCUUAGUCAAAGCACAAGGAUACUAUUACGAGCUGGUAAAGCAACAGGAACGACAGCAGCGACAGGAGCAAGAGACAAGAGCUUUAGGUUAG